AUGGAGCUUGGUGAUACACAAGUGCAAACUAGCCAGAAGAUUCAUCAAGCCUUUAGCGAUGAAGCCAUGGGAAUAACACAGAUAAAGGAGUGGUAUAAUCGCUUCAAGCAAGGACAAACCUCAGAUAAGAGCAAGCCAUGGUCAGGCAGGCCAUCCACCAGCAGAAACGAAGAAUUCGUUGAAAAUGUUUGUCGAAUAGUGGAGGACGACCGUCGUAUAACCAUCAAGGAAAUUACUGAAGAAGUAGGAAUAAGCACAGGAUCAGCUCAUACAAUUUUAACGGAAGAUUUGGCCAUGCGACGAGUGUCUAAAUUCGUUCCCAAGUUGCUGGUGGAACAGCAGAAACAACUCUGCCUGAAAAUUGCACAAGACCUGCUUGACUGUGCUAACAGUGACUAG
Messenger RNA from Macrobrachium nipponense, 399 nucleotides. RefSeq names its product protein GVQW3-like. The transcript is spliced from 2 exons. Lineage: Eukaryota; Metazoa; Arthropoda; Malacostraca; Decapoda; Palaemonidae. The record is from RefSeq and is a predicted model, not a curated record. Bases 1 to 399 code for a protein of 132 amino acids.